Molecule: messenger RNA, 2052 nt
Organism: Cladophialophora immunda
Lineage: Eukaryota; Fungi; Ascomycota; Eurotiomycetes; Chaetothyriales; Herpotrichiellaceae
Exons: 4
Coding region: 362-1633 (423 amino acids)
Source: RefSeq, a predicted model, not a curated record
CAGCCCUGAAUCGUGAGCCCAAGGACGGGAAGACGGGAUAUGGCGUGCAUCUCGCAGGUUCGUGUCUUUUUGCCCACAGAGAGAUAGUUGGCCGAGGAUUCAGGAUCCGUCACCAGCCCAUCCAUCCCUCCAUCUAACCCUCGUGCAACGAUUCCAGCAACCAUCUUUUCAGCUCUUCGUCCCCCCAACUGCUCUGUCCUGCGGGAAUCCUUUCGUGUGACAAGCCCACCUUUUUUUCUCCACUCUUCCUCAUCCUUGGUCUGCUGCACACUCGACACCACACAUCAUCCCACACCACCGGCGAGAAGCAGAGUUUGCGAUUCCCAGCAAAAAGCAAAAAGAUGCGGUUUGACAGGUCGCUAUGGCAGACGAAACAGAGGUGACCCAGCCGCCUUCGCACGCGCGCACUACCCCGCCAAAUGGCCAGCCGACCGGCCCCUACUACCACCACUCUCAUCACCACCACCAUCAACAACACCACCCACAUACUCAGGAUAGCGCCCCUUCUCCUCCCCCUUCCGGUACCGCUAAUCACGGCGCUCACGAAGCCACCUUCGUCCGGCCAUCAGACCUUCUACGGCCCAAGCCUGUUCCGCGACACAUACCUCCCCCUGCCCCUCCGAAACCAGAGCGUCCCAUAGACAGAGAUGAAAGAGCUGGCUUGCAUGCGAUACGGGACUUCCUACGAGCGCGCAAAUGCUAUGAUGUGCUGCCUUUGAGCUUUCGUCUGAUUGAGCUAGAUGUCGGCCUCACGGUCAAGGAGAGCUUACAGAUCAUGGUCCAGUGCGGCAUCGUCUCUGCACCGCUAUGGGACUCGAAUACUUCCACAUACGCCGGCCUAUUGACCGUCAACGACUACCUCAACGUCGUCAGGUACUACAAUGUCCACGCCGACAAGCUGAAGGACGUGGAUAAAUUGCUCCUCAGCGACCUGAAAGAUGUCGAGAAGGUCCUCAACGUCAAACCUCCUGAGACGGUCUCCGCCUCGCCCGAGGCUAUCCUCUAUGAUGCUCUCCGCAAACAACUCGUCUCACGCGCUCGUCGAAUACCCUUAGUCAGCUAUGACAGCGACACCCAACGCACCAUGGUCACUUCAGUGAUUACCCAGUACCGUAUUCUCAAAUUCAUCUCCAUGAACGUCAAAGAGACGGAUAUGCUGAAAAAGCCCCUCGAAAUGAUAAAAUUGGGCACAUAUACCGGUAUUGUGAGGUGUAGCAUGGACACUACUGUAUUGGAUGUGGUCGACGAGAUGGUCACCAAGAACAUCAGUAGUGUGCCAGUUGUGACAACGGAAGGUAUGCUCCUGAACGUCUUCGAAGCUGUUGACGUGAUUGAGAUUCUUAAAUCCGGCGACUACGGCAACUUAACUUGGACCGUAGGCAAAGCUCUCAGUUGUCGUUCGCCUACCCACCCAGGUAUAUACUGCUGCUCCAUCGAAGACGGGUUAGACACCAUCUUCGAAACAAUCAAGAAGUCCAGGGUCCAUAGGUUGAUGGUGGUGGACGAGCAGAAUUACCUGAAGGGAGUGCUGAGUCUGAGUGACAUUUUGCACUAUCUGCUUGUAGACGGUUCGGAGGAGAAAGACGGUGCUGGCCAUGGACAUCUCAACGCCGAGAAGAUCUACGGCGCGUGAAGAUCCGUCUUCCACGAAGGAGCUUUCAGACGAACAAUGAUGAGUGAAUGUCUCAGGGAAAAGAACGAAUGGGAAUCAGGAAGGGCGUUGCGUUGGGAUGACUUGGCCUGGAACAGUGCCACCGACAGGUCAGGGGGCGAAUACGGUAAAGGAACACCACAAAGGACGAGGAAUAGCCUGGCGUUGCACAUGGAAUCUUCGGGACGGCGCUGUAACGACAUGGCUGACUGCUGGGAUACGAGCGCAACAACCUACAAUCCAGCCGGGGACGGUAAUGAGAAGAGUGGAAAUGUCAGCCACGCAUGAAGAUAGUAAUAGACGGAUCGGCUUCACAAAGGGCAACGGCACAUGACGUGACAGCAUCGCCGUAACUGAUAGCAGACGCAAUUUUCCCAUCUUUGAAUCAACUCUGAACUGCA